ACAAAAACGUGUACACCAAGAAUGGUUGUUGUUUGCAACCACUUGUGCUUAAAUAAAAGCACUUUUUGGGGAAAAGUGAUUAGUAGUAAAAGUUUGUAGUGUUUGGUAAAAUAAGUGUUUUUUGUGUAAUAGAAAAAGUAAAAAGUAGAUUCUACACGAAAACCGAGAUAGUAAAAGUUGGUAGUGUUUGGUAAAAUAAGUGUUUUUUUUUUUUAAAAAAAAAAGCCAAAAGCACUUAUCAACAGAGAUUGCAAACAAAGCCUAUAUAGAUAAUGAAUAACUUUGGCGAGUGGCUAAUUCAGGAAUCUAAAAAAAAAUUACAUUGCAGGGGUCAAACCAUAAUACGGAGUAUAUCAAUAUUUUUCUAGAUUAAAAAAAUUUAUACAUACUAUAUAUAUGUACAUUGAAAUUUUUUCUUUGGGGGAAGGAGCCCUCUCCAGUCCCUCCAUGUCUCCACCCUUGACUUUGGCAUGACAAUAUUCAACUUAUACGAAGUAGUAAAAUUUAACUAGAACUUGACGCAACAACAAUAUCACUAAAAGACACCAUUGUAAGCGGCCCACGGGCCAAACAACUCCAACUAUCUUUUGUGCAAUUGGUGUCAAUUAAGGGUGGACAAACGUGUAUAGGAAGCGGGUCGGGCCGGAUAAUACAAGUUAGGUGCGGGUUAGGGCUACGUCCUAAUUUUAGAAAAGCCAAACAAGGCAGGCGGGUUAUUUACAACUUAGGAACUCAACGAGUCUUAAAAUAUGAAAAAAUUAGUACUUGGACCGACCUGUUUUAUAAUAUUGUAUUAAUUAACUCUAUUAUAUUUAAUAUGAUAGUAUAAUAUACUAACAACACAUGAAAACUCUUAAUGUUCCUGUGUCUAUUCAUUAUAUCUAUCAUCGAUCUUAAUAUUCAUAAAUCUCGACCUAUCAGUAUAUGAUUAUGUAUAGUUGUAUAACGGCGAUUUUGGAAUUUAAUCUUAUAAUUGUUGUUGUCGUUGUUGUUGUUGUUAUUGUAGAUGUUCCUCUUGAUAUUAAAGAAAUAUCCCUAAUUAGGAGUGAAAGAGUUCUGGAAUUCUAAAAUAAAGUUGUUAUAUUUUUAUUCCCUAAAUAGGAGUAAUUGUUGUCAAGCGUUGAAAAUGCUGCCAUUGUUGGCAAUAUAUUGUUAUGUUUAACGUUUAGUAAUGCCAACAUGGUAGUUUAUUUAUAGAAUGGCAGUAACAUACUUCAAUUUAAGAAAGAAAAACACAGUAGUCAUAUUUUGAAAUUCGUGAACGCUUUUACUCUCCUGUUUCAUGAAUUUUCCCUUAUAUUACUAUUACGGUUACUAUUAUCAUUAUUACUAUAACCAUUACUAAUACUAUUAACGACACUAUUACUAUUAUUGUUAUUAUUAAUACUAGUAAACUCACCCGUGCGAUGCACGGUUUGAGAUUUUUUUUUCAAAUUUAUGUGUGCUUAGUAAUUUCAAUCACAUUCAAUUGAUGACAACAUCUAUCUUUAUGUAAUGCUCAUAUAUAUCAAAGUAUUAAACGAAACACACUUAUAACAAUAUGGUCAAAAUGAGGGUACUAAGCAUUACUUAAAAGAUAAAAAAUAUCCAACAAAAACGUUGAAACCAUAACAUUAUAAAUAUGCAUUUAAUGUAAAUCUAAACAUUGUUAAACACUUCUUUGAAUACAACAUUCUGAGCCUUGUCAGUGUUUCCUUCAUAUUUAUCAACAAUUAGAAGGAUUAAUGCACGGUCAAUGUUUCUAAGGUAGAUUCUACCACAGCCAGUGUCUGUGCCAAAAUUGCACGGUUGCGCAAACAACUCAUAUCACCUGCAGAUUCAACAUAUUCCGAAAAUAUGCUUUCAACAUUCACAGCUAUAGGAUCUCCAUCUGUGCGUAUCAAUAGAUCUUCAGGAAUAAUACGAACAUGACCAUCAUUACUUUCACCCGCAACAGUGUCACCAAUGUUGGCAAUCCAAUUUGUAAAGACCUUCAAAUCGCAAGAAUAUGAUGGAUUAGUCUUGUUCCGGCCACAUAUAUGAUGAAUUAAUCGUCGCAUUGACUACAUCAUGUCUACUCACUCUCAUUAGGUAUCACCGGCAACACCUGCCGAAAAUCAAAGGUUUAUAUAAAUUAAUUGAAGGUAAAUUAUCUAUAAUGACUAAGUAAUAAUGUGACUAUAAAUUUACACGAAUUGCAUUUUUAGACGAAUUGUCUCUCCAAAUAGGUAAAAUAAGGGAGUAAAAUAUGUGAAAGUGUGUUAUGUCAUUCUUGAAUUAUACUUGAAUCUAAAUUUGUGGGAAAGUGUUCAAAUAACGUGCUUCUACUAUUUCUAAUAUUCAAGCAUGAUUGGGUCUGCUUUGUUUAAGUUUGGUUUGGUUUGAGACUGAAAUAAGUCUAAGUAUAAACAUCUCAAGUAAUAUGAUGACUAUGCAAUUAUAUGAAUUGCAUUUUUUACACGAAUUGCCGGGGUAAAAUGGCAAAUCAGGGGGUGUGCAAAUAUGUGCAAGUGUGUUAUGGCAUUAUUAAACAAUACUCAAAUAUGAUAAUUCUUCAAUUGGUCCUUAACCGGCUCUAUUCGAUCCUAGACCGAAUCCGAGCUAACGAAAGCUGACUCGAGCUAAAUGUAAAUGAAUUUUUUUCGAUCUCAGAUAUUUGAUAUCAUCGAAAAACCAUUAGAGACUGGACAGGUCCCAUCCUUAACGCCAUCAUCCAGAACCCCGACCAAUAAUGAUAUUAUGUCAAAUGUAUUAUUGAUUGAGGUUAAUUACAAUUAAAAUGCAUUUUAAAAUUUUGUACGGAGUAGUUGACAAAAAUUGGUAAAAGUAUAUGAGAGUUUAAGCUAUACAUUCAAGACUAAACGUUAAAAAGCCCAUUACACAGAUAUAACCCCAAAAAGUCACACCCCCUCAUUUAAAAGAUCACCACAUUAAGUUUUGACACAAUAUCUAAUGAGAAAAUAAUAAGGGUGAUGCAUAGUGUAAAUUAAGUAGGAGAGAAUCUGGAAAAGUAGAAAAUAAAAAAUAGAAAAAGUAAGAGUAACUUAGUAUUUUUAAAGAAAAAACUUUAAAAACUUUUAAAUACAUAUUAAAUAAGAAAUUGUAGCAAACUUUAAAAUACAGAGGAAAUGUAAUUUUUCAAAUGCACAAAAAAUAAAUUACAUAACUUAUUUAAAAAGAAAAAAUAGACAAAAUGGCAUUAAAAUAAAUUUGUUUUUCUUGAAAGGCAUUAAAAUAAUUAUUUUUGCAAAGGCAUUAAAAUAGAUUAUUAAAAAAUCACACCCCCACAUUUAUGAAAGAGUUAUAAACAUGUUUAGCAGCCACCAUAAAAACAACUAAUAUCACCCAAUGUUAUUAUAUUUGUAGUAUCACCAGUAUUCAGGUCCGGCCAGGCCUGACCACUCCCCCCGUCUGGCCUCCUCCACUUGGGGCCUUCCCGGUGAUAUUUUUUGCUCAAAUUUUUUGUGUAGGUUCCUCAUCAAGUCUAGUUCAUCCAUACCAAAUUUCAGCCAAAAAUUCAAUCGGGAAGGUUGUCAUAUGAUUUUUUCAAGUUAACUGGUCCGGAAUAUACAUAUUCCGGAAUAUACAUAUUCCGGACCAGUUAACUUGCAAAAAUCAUUUGACGACCUUCCCGAUUGAAUUUUUGGCUGAAAUUUGGUAUGGAUGAACUAGACUUGAUGAGGAACCUACAAAAAAUUUGAGCAAAAAAUACCACCGGGAAGGACCCCAAAUGGAGGAGGCCGGACGGGGCUCCGGCGAAAAAAUUUGUAAUGUUUUGAUAUAUUUUUUUAAUGCUACUAAAACUUUUAGUCAUGUUUAUAAACCUACCGCAAACCAAUUUAUUCCACAAGCUGUUAAUCUCGCCGAUGCUUUUAAAGAAUUUCAAAUUGCCGUUUUCGUUCAUUAUUUUUGUGAUCAUAUGAAGGAAAAGUUUUUAAAAUAUUAUGCGCAUAUUCCCCAUAUUUAUGGUAUUGCAUUUAUUCUCGAUCCUCGUUAUAGACUUGCUAAUUUGGAAGAUUGUUUCAACUUCUAUUAUCUUGCGUUUUUCGGUGAAUUUCCAAUGUAUGACGAUAACCCCAUAGAUCCGAAAACGGAAUACAACGAGGUUAGUACUUUAUUUUAUGCCUUAUUUAAUGAAUUUCGUGCACAAUAUAGCAACGCUCCCCCUCCCCCGUCACGAACAUCUUCAUCUAAAGGAAAAUCGAUUUUUAAAUCUGCAUUUGGCAAUCUUAUGAAAAAAACUAAAACAACUCACGUCACUGAACAAAGCGCAUUGAAUGAGAUUACUUUGUAUUUAACAUAUGAAGUUGAUUUUGAAGAAAAUGAUGACUUUGACGUUCUAGACUGGUGGAAGUCAAAAGAAAGAACGUUCCCGAUUUUAGCACGGAUGACUAAGCAAGUACUAUCAAUGCCGGUUUCAACAGUUGCGGUGGAACAAGAAUUUAGUUCGGCCGGCAACGUCCUAACGGCAUCUAGAUCGAGAUUGAGCGCGGAGUCUCUUGAGACGCUUAUAUGCUACCACGAUUGGUUGAAGGCCGCACGUAGAACUCAAGAAUUGAGCAUCACCCCCUCCCAAGAUUUUAUUGAUGACUCAACAACCGAUGGUGGCUCUACCUAUGCCGGAGAUUCCGAUUGAUUAGUAUUUUAGAAUUUAUUACAAAAUGUAUUUUAUAGCACUUGU
Messenger RNA from Cuscuta epithymum, 4660 nucleotides. The record is from the annotation of a GenBank genome assembly. Lineage: Eukaryota; Viridiplantae; Streptophyta; Magnoliopsida; Solanales; Convolvulaceae.